This is a messenger RNA of Ictalurus furcatus (blue catfish), 3120 nucleotides long. RefSeq names its product D-2-hydroxyglutarate dehydrogenase (gene d2hgdh). The transcript has 12 exons. Bases 778 to 2352 code for a protein of 524 amino acids. Lineage: Eukaryota; Metazoa; Chordata; Actinopteri; Siluriformes; Ictaluridae. Gene Ontology annotation, cellular component: mitochondrion. The record is from RefSeq and is a predicted model, not a curated record. Gene Ontology annotation, molecular function: FAD binding; catalytic activity.
ACACUAAUUUUUUUUUUCUUAACUAUCGCAAUUUAUUUUUAUGUUUUUUUUUUUUUUUUUUUAAAUGAUUGGCACCGCUCCACACUAAAUAUCAGGUGAAGCCCCUUUUCUCCUAAUUUUCUUCCAUUGUGUUUUUUUCCCCUUCUCUCUCUCACUUUUUAACACCAAAAAAAGCUUUAUUUUUUGCUAACAAAGUCCUUGUUGUGAUAAAAAAAAAUCUUAUGUGCAAAAAUCGAGUUCCUGGAGUCAAUAAUUUGUACAGAAAAAUCAGUACUUAAUAAUUAUAAUAAGUAUGCUUUUUAAAAGGGUGUUUUUUUGCAAAAAAAGAAAAAAAAUAUUUUCUGUUAUAGGACGGUAAGUCGUCUUUACUAAAUGUGUAAUGUGUGUUAUACAAUGUUAUUGUGCAUGAAGUAGGGUCAGUAACUGAACCUUUUUAAGUUGAUUAUUCUUUUGCAAGUACAUUUUUUUUUGGUAAUAUUUGUGCUAUAUCAUUAUGUCUGCUCAUUUUAAUGAAGGGUACCUGCCAUGUAUUUUGAAGCCGGGCGUUUACUCCAAUCCGACAGGUGGCGCUGCUCAUGUGUAAUAACCGACACUUAGGCCACAAAGAAAAGAAAACACAAGCAGUCGUGUCAUUCAGGCGUUUUAUAGUUUGCGUAUCUAUCAUCUGUUUUAUAGCGUGUCGAAAUGAAUGGAUAAUUACAGUUAAAUCCUACACCGCCAUAUUGGAACGGAUGAGACUCCCCCAUAUUGGAAGGGGCAACGCAAGUCUGUUGAGAGAUGCGAUGUUCUGCUAUGGCGGUGUUUCAGAGAUUUCAGCGGCUCCAGACGCUGCAUGUUGCUCCCAGGAGGCUAAAACCACAAACCUGCAACGUGACUGUACACAAAACUGUCACGGAACGGAUCCAGCAGCGACGUGCACACAAUGCUGUCCCGACUCGGCAACCUUUCUCCCGAGUCACAUCUGAUGACCUCAGCUUCUUCAACGACCUUCUCCCAGGAAGAACUAUCACAGACCCGGACAUGUUGGAGUCCUGUAAUGUCGACUGGCUCAAGACUGUGAAAGGUAGUAGUGAGGUUCUGUUACGGCCCAAGACAACAGAAGAGGUCUCUCAGAUCCUCAGGUAUUGCAACAAGAGGAACCUGGCCGUGAGUCCUCAGGGUGGAAACACGGGGCUGGUGGGAGGAAGCGUUCCCGUGUUCGACGAGAUCAUCCUCUCCACUGCACUUAUGAACCAAGUGCUCACCUUCGACAGCAUCUUGGUUAUUUUCACAGGGAUUUUGACAUGUCAGGCGGGCUGCGUGUUGGAGAGCCUGUCUCAGUACGUGGAAGAGCGCGACUUCAUUAUGCCUUUGGAUCUGGGGGCAAAGGGCAGCUGCCACAUUGGGGGCAACGUGUCCACCAAUGCGGGCGGGCUUCGCCUACUGCGCUACGGCUCUCUCAGAGGGACAGUUCUGGGCCUGGAAGUGGUGCUGGCUGACGGCAGGGUUUUGGACUGUCUUGCGAAAUUACGAAAGGACAACACGGGCUACGAUAUGAAGCAGCUCUUCAUCGGUUCUGAGGGAACGCUUGGGGUGGUCACUGCCGUGUCCAUUCUCUGCCCUCGGAAACCCAAAUCUGUAAACGUUGCCUUCUUAGGCUGCUCGAGCUUCCAGAACCUUCUGGAGACGUUUCAGAUUUGCCGCGGGAUGCUGGGAGAAAUCCUCUCGGCGUUCGAGUUCCUAGAUGCGUCCUGCAUGAGCCUUGUGGAGAAACAUCUCAAGCUCACCAACCCCAUCGCUGAGAGUCCUUAUUACAUCGUCAUCGAGACGGCUGGAUCUAAUGCAGUGCACGACGAGGAGAAACUGCACGACUUCCUAGAAAAGGUCAUGGCGUCUUCGCUGGUUGCGGACGGUACCGUUGCGACAGAGGAGGCUAAAAUAAAGGCGCUUUGGUCUAUUAGAGAGCGGAUCACCGAGGCUCUAAGGCAUGACGGAUACACUUACAAAUACGACGUCUCUCUUCCCCUGGAGAAAAUCUACGAUCUGGUCACUGACAUGAGAGAGCAUCUGGGAAACCAAGCGAAGAACGUAGUGGGCUACGGACAUGUCGGUGACGGCAACCUUCAUUUGAAUGUCACGUCUCCCUCUAAAGACGAAGCGCUCCUGGCAGCCAUUGAGCCGUACGUGUACGAGUGGACGUGGAAGUGGCGGGGAAGCAUCAGCGCCGAACACGGCCUCGGGCUCAAGAAGAGAAACUACAUCUACUACAGUAAAUCCCAGGAAGCUGUACGCCUCAUGAGGGACUUCAAGGCCAUGCUGGACCCCAAAGGGAUUCUCAACCCGUAUAAGACACUUCCUGAUAACGUUCGCUGACUCGUGGAAACGUUUUCACGUUUUUAAUCCUGCGCUGAAAUAAAGGUAUUUUAUCAAUCUGAGAACAUGUCUUUACACGGGCCUGCUCCUUUCAGUCAUUUUAUAACCACUCCCUCACACCGCUUGAGCCCACCCCCCUGCUAACAUGCUAAUGUCACAUUUUAGCACUCCUAAGUGCUUGUAACUAAGGAAAAAAAAGGACAGUGACUGCACGCUCUCAAAUCAUUCUCAUGGAAUCAUUAUAAGCCACGUUUAUUGGUGUUACAUAGCACGCUUGAACCACUUGAUCUGGGGGGUGGAGCUUUGUGUACAUGGAUUAAAAUACAUUCGAAUCAUCUUCUGCUCCACCUACUUAACCGUUACAGACUGAAUCUUGACAAAAUGUGAGAAAUCUUACCUUUGACAUGUCAUACUAGCAAAAUUAUUAUUAUCAUUAUUUUUAAAUAUAAUGAAAAUCUUGAGUAUUGUAGCUUGAUUAUGUCAAAAUUUUUUAUGUCAACUGGGUUUUUUUUUUUUUGUUGCAGUUUGCACACUGCUAAACUGGUAGAUACAUUUGCAUCGUAGCUGUAGCACAAAAUAAACCAAGCACACUUUUUUUUUAAAAAAUGAUUUAGAUUUCCCCAAUUGUAAUAAAAGGAAGGGGGGAGGCAGUUUUAAACCCAGCAUGAGAUUUUAUUGUCACUUAUGUAAAUACACUGGAUUGUGUCUAUAUUUCUUAUGAAUGAACUUACUUCAAUCCAUUUAGGCAAUAAAGAGAAUUAUUUUGGU